This is a messenger RNA of Strongyloides ratti, 696 nucleotides long. RefSeq lists its product as hypothetical. The record is from RefSeq and is a predicted model, not a curated record. Lineage: Eukaryota; Metazoa; Nematoda; Chromadorea; Rhabditida; Strongyloididae. The transcript has a single exon. The coding region runs from base 1 to 696 and encodes 231 amino acids.
AUGACAAGUCAGCAAACAACUACAUUAACUUCUACUUUUUCUGGAACUCCACAUUUAUCUAAUGAUCAGGAGGAACGUCUUCUUAAGAAACGUUUAAUGGAUCAAAAAACUAAAGAUUCUAAAGGUGAAGAAAAAGAUGAAAAAGGUAAUUUAACAAAAUUAAAUAAUGUAAUGACUAAACUUAUGAGUUAUAAUUGGACAUUUUUGGAUUUUGUAAUUAUAUCAUAUUUUGGUAUUUCGGCAUUAUCAUUUGCCAGAGCAUUCUCAUCGUUUAUGCUUAUGUUACCACAUUCUCAUGGAAUAUUUCAUAUAUUUACAGGAAUUUAUUGGUUUAUCUGUAUCUAUCCAACAUACAAAUUUUUUACAAAUCUAAAUGUUCGAGGUGCUGUUUUGGUACACAGUUACAUAAAUCUUAUUGCUGGUGGAACGAUUCUUUGUGUUAUUGGUAUGACAUUUUGGACCAGUAGAUAUAUUGUUGCAUCAUAUUAUUUAUUUUACAUUAGUUUAUUAUUCCAAUCAUUUAUUCAAUUCAUGUCAGUUAUUAUUUUAUCAUUAUUUCCAUUUAAAGUAAUUAGAACAGUAGCAUUUGGUAAACUUUCAGCAAAAUAUUCAAUGAAAUUUAGUGAAGCAAUUGUAAAUAGCACAAUAAAAACUUACAAAAAUGCAACAAAUUAUCUUGAUACAAAAUUAACAUAA